Molecule: messenger RNA, 1060 nt
Organism: Tuber melanosporum (Perigord truffle)
Lineage: Eukaryota; Fungi; Ascomycota; Pezizomycetes; Pezizales; Tuberaceae
Exons: 6
Coding region: 45-797 (250 amino acids)
Biological process (GO): tRNA modification
Molecular function (GO): RNA binding
Source: RefSeq, a predicted model, not a curated record
AACUCCCACUUCAACCAUCAACUCCCGAGUCGACGUCAGCUUAAAUGGCAGGCAAUAAGAAACGCCGCAGCGACAAUGAGGGCUUGGAUCCUAAAUCGGUCAAGAAGAGCAAGGCCAAAGAGUAUUGGAAGAGCCAGGCAAAAGCCAAGUACCACAGCCUCCACAGCAUUGAGGAAGGCUCGCAGGGUAUAUUCGCUACCUGUGACAGAGGCCGAGAAGCGAGAUGCGUCGAAGAGAUGUAUAGGCUGCUAGGGCAGGUGGCCUCCGAGCUUUACGGUCUCGACCUGUCCGAUGACAAGAACGGCGGGGGCGAGGACGAUGAGGACGAGGAUGAAGAUAUCGAGGCAUCGAUCCAGAAGGAGAUUAGUGAUCUGAAAGGAGCCAAACCCGAGAAACCAUUUAUCUCGGUGAAGCUUGAUGUGGAGUGUGUUAUCUUCUUCCGCCUAAAACCUCCUUGCGAACCAAUUGCCAUGGUCAAUGCACUCUGUGCCGGAACUGUGGAGAACCGUCUCAAGAGCCGACACGUCCAUCGCCUUACUCCUGUUACUCGGAUUGGCAAGGCGAACGCUGAGGGCCUGGAAGCCGUCGCCAAGGAAGUCCUUCCUCCCCACUUUCACCGAAGUGAGGAAUGCAUCAAGUUUGCUAUCAAACCUACUUCCCGCAACCACAGCCAUUUGAAGCGCGAUCAGAUUAUCAAAAUUGUAGCAGACGUUGUCGGGACAAACCAUAAAGCUGAUCUGAAGAAUCCCGAUUUACUCAUCUUGGUGGACUUUUACCAGGCAACAUUUGCGGGAUGAGCGUUGUGAAAGAUUGGGAGACUCUGAAGAAGUUCAAUUUGGCUCAAUUGCAGGAGUCCAAGACUGAUAAGGAGGGAGGAAGUGAGGGUGUGACCGUAGCGGCGUCCGGGACCGCGGCGGCGACGACACCCUCAUUGGCACCAGUGAUGGAAGUGCCCGCGGAGAAGUCUUAAGCUAAACGAGCGUAAAUAAAGUUGGGGAGAAAUAUGUAUCCUAACUUAUCACCUCAUCUGCAUUGGAAAUAAGGGUAAAACAAAACAAAA